This is a messenger RNA of Ceratosolen solmsi marchali, 1461 nucleotides long. RefSeq lists its product as uncharacterized. The coding region runs from base 10 to 1344 and encodes 444 amino acids. The record is from RefSeq and is a predicted model, not a curated record. The transcript is spliced from 6 exons. NCBI's taxonomy places the organism in Eukaryota, Metazoa, Arthropoda, Insecta, Hymenoptera, Agaonidae.
GCACGCACGAUGCAUUACACGCCGCACGCACUUCUGAACUGCGUUGCGUGGUUUUGUCUUCUUCUUUGUUAUGGGAAUGCGGCUCGAUUAGCGCCGGCGGAUGGACUGUCAAACUUGGCCCGGAGCGUCGGGUUGAUCCUUGAGCCAAGCCUCGCCGGGGAUCACCAAAGUUCGCGAUCCAACGAUUCGGUCGGCCACGUCGAGGCCGCCGUACCGAUUUCCCGUCGCCAGAUCGAGGCAAGGCCGAACGAACCCCUCGUCCCCGGAAGCCUAAUCCGCACUAGCCAAGGCUUCCCCUACCCUUACCGAUACCCGCUUUAUAACCACCAGCUCCCCCGGAACUUUUUCUCCGCCGGCGACCUCGGCAACCAGCAGCUGAUCGACAGUCUCACCUACCAGCCGCGCUAUUUCCAGCAGCAACGGCAACAGCAACAACAACAGCAGCUCGACGGCCGACCCUUCGAACCCUUGGAGCUCGAGUUGUCCAGGUUGCGGAGCGUCAACGCCAACGUUAAUGACGACAACGCGAAGGACAAUCGAAACGGCAAUGCCAACUCCAUUCCAAAUCCAGACUCCAACGUCGAUUCGAAAUCUAGCGCUCAAAAUCGUCCCUUCGACAGCUCCGAAUAUCUUAAUCAAGCAGGAGGUGGCGCCCAGGAUCCGAGCAUCGGCAACCUACGCGUCGACAACAAUCGCUUUUCGGCCAUCGACUACGAGCGCAUCCGACAGAACUACUACAGUGAUCCACCGAUUAACCAGCAACGCAAUUACUACUCCAACUACAACGACAUCCCCUUGAACAGUGCCGGUCCAUCGUACAGGUCGCCAAUCGGCAACCGAUAUUUCGGUUUGGAUUAUAAUGGCGGUGGCCCGGGCCGACCGGGAUUAUCAUCCUCGGAGCCGAGAUCGGGCAGUGGUAUCGAGGACAUUGGUAAUCCGUACUUCAAUGGCUUCUUCCAGGGGCCCUACCGAUCCUUCGGCUACAGCUCGCUAGCAGGUGGCGGGGGUUUCGGAGGCAGCGGCGGCGUCGGCGGCGUCGGCGGCGUCAGCGGCGUCGGCGGAGGACUACCCUUCUCCGAGAAUCUCGGCUCGCCAUUCAGUGGGCCCGAGUACUCCGGGUCUUUCGACGGUGGGCCCCUCUACUCGACAGGCACCGGGGCCUCGAGCAGCCUCGGCUUCGUCGACGGCGACUCGUCGCUCAGAGCAUCGGCGGCAAAGGAGAGGCUGGCCGAGCCGGCGCCGACCCUCAAAGCCUCGCUGCGGCCAAAGGAGCUGAAGGCCGAGGGGAGCAGCAAGGCCCCGAUCAGCCGUAGCCGAGGAAAGGAACGCAAGGAUCAGGCCUGAAGAGUGAAACUGCCGUUACUGGCUAAUCCAUCAGCCUCGCCUGAUGCCGCUUACCGAUUAUAAUGCAACUCUAUGUGUCGAUUUAUCGUUGCUGGUUUCAUUGUAAAUGUAAUUUUC